AUGGAAGAAAAGUUAAAUGAAAUGGAACAAGCUGGUAUCAUCACAAGGACAUCAACGCCUUACAGUAGUCCAUUGACAUUCACUCUUAAAAAAGACGGCUCAAUUAGAGUUCUGCUUGAUGCCAGAAGCAUAAAUAAGAAAAUGGUUGCAGAAACAGAGAAACCACCUAUACAAUUAGAUGUUUUGAAUUCAUUUCACGGAGCGAAUUAUAUCACUACCAUUGACUUAAAUAAUGCAUAUUUUCAAAUUCCGAUAAAUAAAGAUGGUAGAAAAUAUACUGGAUUCACAUUCAAUGGAAAGUCAUAUGUAUAUAAUGUUUUGCCGCAAGGAUUAAAAACAUCAGUAGGAAGCUUUAGCAGAGCCAUGAAUUUAAUAUUAGGACCAGAAGUCCAAGAAUUUUGUGUGAACUAUUUAGAUGAUCUAGCCAUUAUUACAACAGGAACGUUAGAUAAACAUUUGGAGCACAUUGAUAUUGUUUUAAGUAAAUUGAACAAAGCUGGCUUAACGUGUAACUUGCAGAAAUGUGAAUUUAUUUGUAAAGAAAUUAAAAUGCUGGGUUUUAUAAUUUCAACAGAAGGCAUAAAGACAGAUCCCGAUAAGAUUCGAGCGAUCCAAGAGUUUCCAGCACCUAAAAAGAUUAAACAAUUAAGGGCCUUUUUAGGUCUAUGCAAUUUUUAUAGAAGGUUUAUACCAAAUUACAGCGAGAGCAUAAUACCGCUCUGUGAAUUACUUAAAAAGGGACGAAAGUUCCAAUGGAGCGGUAAAGAACAGAAGGCAUUUGAUUUUAUAAAACAACAAUUUAUUAAUACAAUACAAUUGCAUCAUCCAGACUUUAAUAUGCCGUAUUAUUUACAAACAGAUUGUUCCGGUGUGGGUAUGGCCGGAGUACUAUAUCAGAUAGAUGAUAAUAAUGAAAUGAGAAUUUUAGGCUAUCAUAGUAAAGCCUUAAAAGGCCCCGAAUUAAAUUGGUCUGUUACUGAACAAGAGUUUUAUGCUGUAAUAAGCUGCCUAAAGAAAUUUGAAACAUAUUUGCGGGGCAGUAAAGUAAUAAUACUAACUGAUCAUAAAGCAUUAUUGUUUAUUAAUAAUAUGAAGUUAUUCAAUGGUAGAGUAACCCGAUGGAUUUUGUAUAUAGAACAAUUUAAUUAUGAAGUACAGCAUAUAUCGGGUAGACGUAAUAUUGUUGCAGAUGUGCUAUCACGUUAUCCUCCUGAUGGCGAUUUAAUACAAGAGGAUAAAAAAUAA
Messenger RNA from Parnassius mnemosyne (clouded apollo), 1245 nucleotides. The record is from the annotation of a GenBank genome assembly. Lineage: Eukaryota; Metazoa; Arthropoda; Insecta; Lepidoptera; Papilionidae.